GAUGUUUCUUAACAGAUGCUAGUGACAGUGAUGGUUCUCACGACACUUCAUGCAACAACAAGGCUGAUCCUCUUCCUACGAAAAACUAUGAACUUGCAACACACACCGUCAAAGUGCGUCGGACCGGCACUCUGGCUGAUGUAAUGGCAAUCUGGGAUUUAGAAGGGACAGAAGCUGUGAGUGCCUCAUCUACAAUCCAUUUAGAAGGGGACAUGACGAGGUUCCAGAGAAUGUCUUCAGUUGAUUCUUUCAAUCAGCGUUCACACCCCAAUGAGAUGCUCACUGGUCUGCGAUAUUUUGAAAGAGAGAAAAUUGCUACACUCACCAAAGACAGUAAGGAGGCCUUUUCGUGGGGCGCCGUCGACUACAACGCCUUCGCCAAGUGUUUACUCAUCCUUUGCUCCCAGAUAAAAGAAAUUCUUAAGAGUGAGCCAAGGCUUCUAUCUUUAAAGUCACCCACCUACAUCCUAGGAGAUAUCCAUGGCAACUACAGGGACUUAGUGUCCUUUGAGAAGUCCUUGUGGCGUAUGGGCCCACUUUUGACACCAGCUUCUUUCUUGUUCCUUGGAGACUAUGUGGACAGAGGAGAACAUGGCAUUGAGGUCGUGUCGUACUUAUUUGCUCAGAAACUCCUCUCUCCAAAUAAAUUCUAUCUACUUCGAGGCAACCAUGAAACUCGUAGCAUCCAGGAGGUUUUCAGCUUCAAACUUGAGUGUCUUACCAAAUUUGGUACUUCUGUUGGAGAAAAGAUCUGGGCAGCAAUUAAUGAAUGCUUUGAUUGUAUGCCGCUGUCUGCUGUCAUUGAUGGAAAGAUCUUCUGCACCCAUGGUGGGAUCCCAAGUCCUGUCCAUGGCAACGGCAAAAUGGAGAUCAUCAACAGCAUUCCUGUGCCCUUGCCCAACCCUGAAGAGGAAAGCCCUCUCGCCUGGGAACUCAUGUGGAACGAUCCAAUCGGACUGGACCAAAUCACACCGGAAAUGCUGCAAAGCCUGAAAGAAAAUCAAGGAUUUUCUCGAAACGUUCGCCGAGGAACGGCUCAUGUCUUCAGCUGUUCGGCACUAAAGGCUUUUCUCCACCGGAACAACUUGUCACACGUUAUCAGAGCUCAUGAAGUGCAACAAGUUGGAUUUCAGGUGCAACAGGAGGGGAAGCUGUUGACUGUGUUUUCUUCAUCAAGAUAUUGUGGUGGUUCCAACGAAGCCGCCUGUGUCUUGGCAGAUAAUUCUAAAUUAAGACUAAUUCGACUGGACACCAGCUGAGCAUCGACCCUUCCAGCAUACGACAGCUCAGUGACAACUAGUUUUACUGCUACCUGCAACUACCUGACCCCUAACCUCUUGCCUGCUCUCUGACAGUGUCACCAGUUCAAUCCCCACCCAGUCCAGCCUCUCAUACCCCUACAUUCCAAACCUACACAACACCAGUUCAAUACCCACCAUCUCCAACAUUUCAUACCCUACCCCAACAUUAUAACCCUGCCCAACAUGAGUUCAAUCCCCGCCAUUUGCAGCCUCUCAUACCACCUACAUUCUAAACCCACUCAACACCUUCCUAGUCUUUCCAACCCCUCAUACCCCAAAUAAUCUGCACCCUCUCAACACCAAAUAUAUCCAGAGCAGCUAAACAGAAAAAUAGCCCCAGAUGUAUUCCUCUGCGUCCCCAUCAACAUACAACACCAACAAAGCAGAGUGUACAGACUCCACCCAAGUCAUCAGCCAGCAUUGUAUGUCCCUGUCUCCUUAUACCUAUUCCAAACAGACAUGUCUGCCUCUCCAUCCAUGCCACACUCCUGCCACUAAGUUCUUCAUUCACAGAAAGUAAAUUCAUAUUUUUAAAAGUUUGUAUAAAAUAUUGGCAAAUAUUUUUUUCUAUGAAAGAUAGCAAAUUUUUCUCUUAAAUAAAACUUGAUAUAUA
Octopus bimaculoides (California two-spot octopus) is the source of this 1914-nucleotide messenger RNA. RefSeq lists its product as uncharacterized. NCBI's taxonomy places the organism in Eukaryota, Metazoa, Mollusca, Cephalopoda, Octopoda, Octopodidae. Gene Ontology annotation, molecular function: calcium ion binding; protein serine/threonine phosphatase activity. The record is from RefSeq and is a predicted model, not a curated record. Gene Ontology annotation, cellular component: cytoplasm; nucleus.